Messenger RNA from Cryptomeria japonica (Japanese cedar), 993 nucleotides. RefSeq names its product probable disease resistance protein At4g33300. Lineage: Eukaryota; Viridiplantae; Streptophyta; Pinopsida; Cupressales; Cupressaceae. Gene Ontology annotation, molecular function: ADP binding. Bases 1 to 993 code for a protein of 330 amino acids. Gene Ontology annotation, biological process: defense response to fungus. The record is from RefSeq and is a predicted model, not a curated record. The transcript is spliced from 6 exons.
AUGGUGAACAUUACAAGACUCGUAACCACAAGGCAUGCAGACAUUAUCCGACAAGUGUCCGGUGCACACACUUUCCCAUUAACAGUAUUGAAAGAGGAGGAUGCUCUGUCCCUUUUCUGCCACUAUGCCUUUGGCAGGCCUGAAAUUCCGAUGAUGCAUGAUAAAUAUUUAGUAAAACAGGUAGUGGAACAGUAUAAAGGUUUGCCAGUGGCUCUUCAAGUAAUCGGCUGCUCUAUGCGUGAUACGAGGGAUCACAUGAUUUGGAAGAGAGUAAAGAAAAAUCUCUCGAGAGGGGAAGCUAUAUCUUCCUAUGAUAACGAGCUUUAUGAAAGACUGAAAAGAACAUGUAUAGAUGUGCUGGGGGAUAAUUCAAAGCGCUUUUUAGAUCUAGCUGCUUUCCCAGAAGGACGAAUCAUUUCUGCAAAUGCGUUGUUAGAUAUUUGGGACAAUAAGACUAACUAUAGUAGGUUGUGUAUGCCUGGAAAGUAUAAGGGCAUUCCUUCAAAGUGGCGACAAGUUCGUGCAUCAAAAGCUAAGAUUGUUUCCAUUCACACAGGUGAUGCUACAACUCCUCUAUUAUUAAUGCAAAUGGAUGAAGAAAGAUGGCCACAAAUGAAGUUCCCUGAGGCAGAAGCUCUAGUUUUGUAUUUUACUGCAAGUGAAUAUUGUAUUCCAACAUUUUUGGGCACCAUGAAGAAACUGAAAGUUCUGAUAAUCAAUAAUUACAAGAGUCUGGAGAAGCUAUGUCUGUGUCUAUGUGAGGGCCUUGGUAACAUGAAUGAAUUAGAUGGCAAUGAAAUUUUCAACUCUGCAAGGCUUUUAGAAAUUAAUGUGCAUCGCUGCAAUGAUUUGGAGGAGUUACCAAGAGAACUCUGUUCUUCGAAAUUCCUGAAAUUGCUGGUGGUUAGGAAAUGUCAUAAACUUAUAAAUUUACCUGAUGAGGUAGAAAAGCUUGGCCUGCUAGAUUCCCGGAUAAAUUUCACAGACUGUUGA